AUGUCGGACUUUGAAGGCGACGAAAUGGACGUCGAUGCGCCCGCCAUCGAGUUCAGCGCAUCCAACAUGGCUGCGAAAGGCAAGCGCAGUGCCGCGAAUCUGCCUGUUGAGGCCGAGGACACCCUUCCCUGGGUCGAGAAAUACCGCCCCGAUACCCUUGACGAUGUGUCCGGCCACCAGGACAUUCUUGCGACCAUUAACAAAUUCGUUGACUCCAACAGGCUACCACACCUGCUUCUCUACGGUCCUCCUGGUACGGGUAAAACGUCUACAGUUCUCGCGCUGGCAAGGCGAAUCUAUGGCAAAAAGAACAUGCGGCAGAUGGUCCUGGAGCUCAACGCCAGUGAUGACAGAGGCAUUGACGUCGUGCGCGAGCAAAUCAAGACCUUCAGCAGCACGAAGCAAAUCUUCUCGUCGGCACCUACAGCCGCGUCGGGCUCACCGUCCCUCGCGGGCUUCAAGCUGAUCAUCCUGGACGAGGCGGACGCGAUGACGGCGACGGCGCAGAUGGCGCUGCGACGGAUCAUGGAAAAGUACACGGCCAACACGCGCUUCUGUAUCAUCGCCAACUACACGCACAAGCUGUCGCCGGCGCUGCUGUCGCGCUGCACGCGCUUCCGCUUCAGCCCGCUGCGCGAGGCCGACAUCCGGCGGCUGGUCGACGAGGUCAUCGACAAGGAAGACGUGCGCAUCACGCCCGACGCGACCGACAGCCUCGUGCGCCUCAGCAAGGGCGACAUGCGCCGCGCGCUCAACGUCCUGCAGGCCUGCCACGCGAGCAGCACCCCGCUCAAGAAACCCGGCCAGAAGGAGGCGAACGAUGCCGAACGCGAGACUAUCACCGAGACGACCAUCUACGAUUGCAUCGCUGCGCCCCACCCCGAGGACGUCAGGUUCGUCCUGCGUACCCUGCUCGAGACUAGCAAUGUCCGCUCCUGCCUCCAGGAUAUCCAGCGCCUCAAGGCUGCUAAGGGUCUAGCGCUCGCGGAUAUACUUUCCGCGCUGUCCGAGGAGUUGAUCAAGCUCGACGUCCCGCCGCAGACGCGCGUGACCUGGAUGGAGGGCUUGAGCGAGGUCGAGUACAGGCUGAGUGGUGGUGGAAGUGAGGUGGUGCAGACAGGUGGGAUGGUUGGUGUUGUGAGGAAUGGGGCGGAAUUGGCUGGUGUGAAGGCGAAAUAA
Messenger RNA from Lasiodiplodia theobromae, 1179 nucleotides. RefSeq names its product DNA replication factor c subunit. Gene Ontology annotation, cellular component: Elg1 RFC-like complex; Rad17 RFC-like complex; nucleus. The transcript has 4 exons. NCBI's taxonomy places the organism in Eukaryota, Fungi, Ascomycota, Dothideomycetes, Botryosphaeriales, Botryosphaeriaceae. The coding region runs from base 1 to 1179 and encodes 392 amino acids. The record is from RefSeq and is a predicted model, not a curated record. Gene Ontology annotation, molecular function: DNA binding; ATP binding; DNA clamp loader activity. Gene Ontology annotation, biological process: DNA repair; DNA-templated DNA replication.